AUGGACGCUUACUCAGUUUCUUGUACCAGCCCUGCCAACCGGAGUACAUCCCGUAUUUACCAGGAUCUAGAGUCCUGCCGAGCCCAGAGCCUUUUUGGGACCGGCCAAGAAAAGCUGCUGUUCAGAUCGCUGACAAUGGACUCACUUCUGCGGCGCAAACAAUCAGAGUCGGGCCCAAAACCUCAUAUUGCCGUUAUCGGUGCUGGCCUCGCCGGGCUGCGCUGCGCUGACAUCCUGAUCCAACAUGGCUUAUUGGUGACCAUCAUCGAAGGCCGAGAACGGCUGGGGGGGCGUAUGUUCCAGGAAACGCUGCCCAAUGGCCACACUGUAGACCUCGGCCCAAAUUGGAUACAUGGCACGGACGACAAUCCCAUCAAUGAUUUGGCCAAAGAGACUGGUACUGCCGUUGGCAGUUGGGAUCACAGGUCAUACGUAUUCGAUGAGUCGGGAAACCUUUUCAAGCUGGACGAGAGCGAAAUCUAUUCGAGCAUCAUGUGGGACAUUGUCCAGGACGCCUUCCAGCACUCGAACAAGAACACGGCCAGUAUACAUCCCGACGAAAGUCUCUGGGACUUUUUCCUGGAAAGGGUGCUCGAGAAAAUCCCCGACACCGAGGAAAAUUAUGCUGAAAACCGAAAAACUGUUCUCCAGAUUGCAGAGCUUUGGGGCGCCUUUUCCGGAAGUCCAAUCGCAACCCAAAGUCUCAAGUUCUUCUGGCUCGAGGAAUGCAUAGACGGAGAAAAUCUGUUCUGCGCCGGCACGUACGAAAAGAUCUUUGAGCGAGUUGCGGAGCCCGUAAGGCACAAUGCGGAUAUCAAGUACGACACUAUUGUCACCAAGGUGGAGCUCAAGACAUCCGAACGUCCAAAACCGAGAGUUCACACCAACACUGGUGAGGUCUUGGAGUUUGACGACGUCGUCAUGACAGCACCCCUGGGCUGGCUGAAGAAGAAUCUGCAAGCAUUUGAACCACCGUUGCCUGAGAGAAUCGAGCGUGGAAUUCAGGCCAUUGGAUUCGGGUGCCUGGAAAAAGUGUACAUCAGUUUCCCAAAAGCAUUUUGGCUCGAGCCCGACGCAGAGGGCCGAGUGGUGCAAGGCUUCUGUCAGUGGCUUGCACCGAAAUAUGCUGGAGAUACCAAUCCGAAGGGAUGGAAUCAGGAGAUUGUCGAUCUUGCCUCGAUGGGCGAGCACUCGCACCCAACCCUUCUGUUCUACAUUUUCGGAGACGAGUCAAAGUACAUCACCGAAGGAGUGGCAAGGCUGAAAACCAUCCCGGAGAGAAACAACUUUUUGUACGAUUUCUUCAAGCCUUACUACUCCCGCCUGCCACAUUACGACGAGACGUCACCUGAUUGCAAGCCGACGGGGAGCCUGUCGACGGACUGGCUGCGUGAUGACCUGGCCGGCAAUGGCAGCUACAGCAAUUUCCCAACCGGGCUGUUGGAGGGCGACAAGGACAUUGAAGCGAUGCGGGAAGGCGUACCGGAAGGCGGUCUGUGGCUGGCGGGCGAACAUACGGCGCCGUUCGUGGCGCUAGGGACGGCGACGGGAGCCUACUGGAGCGGUGAGAGUGUCGGCCGAAGGGUUGCCGAGUCCCACGGGCGGGCGAGCAGCAAGGUUUCAGAGGAUGGCCAGUAG
Molecule: messenger RNA, 1638 nt
Organism: Colletotrichum orchidophilum
Lineage: Eukaryota; Fungi; Ascomycota; Sordariomycetes; Glomerellales; Glomerellaceae
Product: flavin containing amine oxidoreductase
Exons: 3
Coding region: 1-1638 (545 amino acids)
Molecular function (GO): oxidoreductase activity
Source: RefSeq, a predicted model, not a curated record